AUGGGAAACCUCACUAAGUUCUUGGGUAUAGAAGUGUAUAGAGACACAACAGGACUGCAUUUAAAUCAAGGAAAAUAUGCAAUUGAUCUACUGAGAAAAUUUGGGUAUGAAAACCCGAACCCAAGCUUGACGCCAAUGUAUUUAGCCUAUACAAGACCUGAUAUCACCUACUCUGUAAACAAAAUGAGCCAGUUUCUCCAAACACCAACAGAUGCUCACUGGAAGGCACUCAAAAGGGUGUUCAGGUACUUGAAAGGAACAAUAAAACAUGGCCUUAUCAUUCGGAAAAGUGACAAUCUUGACGUAAAUGCAUUUGCUGACUCUGACUGGGCAUCAUGCCCAAAUGAUAGAAGAUCCACUGCUGGUUAUUGUGUAUACCUUGGAGAUAACUUGUUGUCUCGGUGUACUGCUGUCAUGAAAAGUAGACUUGUUGACGUGCAUUCCAUCGCAACCACUAUCACAGGUGAUGGGAUGAGGAUCGAUGGUUUGUUAUUGUGCAUUCCAUCGCACCACUCCAACGGGGUUGGUAAAGAGUAUAGAGGGAUAUAA
This is a messenger RNA of Olea europaea var. sylvestris, 549 nucleotides long. RefSeq lists its product as uncharacterized. The coding region runs from base 1 to 549 and encodes 182 amino acids. The transcript has 3 exons. The record is from RefSeq and is a predicted model, not a curated record. NCBI's taxonomy places the organism in Eukaryota, Viridiplantae, Streptophyta, Magnoliopsida, Lamiales, Oleaceae.